AAAGACCGAAGUCGUCAGUGGAGUGAAGCUUCUCGGCCGCUCAGCUGGACUCUCACCAUGCUGAUCCACCGGGAGCUGCUGGCGAUGCUACUGGUGCUACUGGUGCUACUGGUGCUGGCUCUCGAAGGCCGAGUCCACGCAGCCGAGAUCAUCGGCGGCCGCGAGGCCGUGCCGCACAGCCGGCCGUACAUGGCUCUUCUGAACCUGCACAAGAAGGACGGUCCCACUCAAUACUGCGGCGGCUUCCUUCUGAACGCCGACUUUGUGAUGACGGCGGCGCACUGCCAGGCCCGGUCCUUCACAGUCUUUCUAGGACUUCACAAUAUCAAAGAGAGUUAUGGACAGCCGCGUAUAACUGUGGAGCAAGCAUUCCCACACAAAGGCUACAAUGCAUCUAAUUACAUAAAUGACAUCAUGCUUCUCAAGUUGAGCUCCAAGGCUAAUUUCACCCAAAAUGUGAGACCCAUUGCUCUCGCAGACCAUAGCGACGUCUCUCUGCCCAGAUCCUGCCUGGUCUCCGGCUGGGGAGCAGGAACCGAGCGAAACCAGUAUUUGUCUGAAGUCCUCAUGGAGGUCGACGUCACGCUCGUCGACCGCAAGCAGUGUGCUGAAAAACACCUGUACUGCUCCGAGGAGAAGACGGGGCUGAGUAAAGGAGACUCCGGUGGCCCUCUGGUCUGCGAUGGGAAGGCGUACGGCGUGGUGUCCUCCACCUUCACACCAAAAUCAGGUGCCCCGAAAAUCAAUUGUUUCGCCAAGAUCCCUGACGUCGGAAGAUGGAUCCGUUCGACCAUGGCCGACGCGUUGAAACGCCCCCGAUACGCUCCACGAUUGAUUGAUCAAUUACCGCCAUCUUGAAUUCAACCGCCGACAACGUCCGCUGUGCCAAUGAGUCGCUUUACACCGAUUUAUAAAAUAAUGUGCUUCGCUUUGAUGUUUGAGACAAUUUCCAAGUUUUUUAUUUGUUUACUUGAGGGAAGAGAACUUCAAAUAAAUGUGAAAUGGUUCAUUUAUGUAA
Cyclopterus lumpus (lumpfish) is the source of this 1018-nucleotide messenger RNA. Its product is annotated as granzyme B(G,H)-like. The transcript is spliced from 5 exons. Lineage: Eukaryota; Metazoa; Chordata; Actinopteri; Perciformes; Cyclopteridae. The coding region runs from base 58 to 858 and encodes 266 amino acids. Gene Ontology annotation, molecular function: serine-type endopeptidase activity. Gene Ontology annotation, biological process: proteolysis. The record is from RefSeq and is a predicted model, not a curated record.